Molecule: messenger RNA, 2952 nt
Organism: Phaeoacremonium minimum UCRPA7
Lineage: Eukaryota; Fungi; Ascomycota; Sordariomycetes; Togniniales; Togniniaceae
Product: putative amino acid permease protein
Exons: 6
Coding region: 1-2952 (983 amino acids)
Biological process (GO): transmembrane transport
Cellular component (GO): membrane
Molecular function (GO): transmembrane transporter activity
Source: RefSeq, a predicted model, not a curated record
AUGAGCACGACUGCGAUCGGCAAACGGGUCACAAUUGUAGAAGACCUCCAGAAGUCAUUCGCUUACACGGCCGUCAGGGGCGAGUUCAAGCGCGAGUUCUCUUUGUGGACCACGUUCUGCGUGUCUUUCGCUGUCCUUGGUCUUCUGCCUUCUUUCGCUUCCACAUUGUACUAUGGCAUGGGCUACGCUGGCACUCCCGGCAUGGUCUGGGGCUGGAUCGUUGCCAUGGUCUUCAUUCAGUGUAUCGCAAUGGGCAUGGCUGAGCUAUGUUCGUCAAUGCCAACCUCUGGUGGCCUGUACUAUGCCUCGGCCGUCCUUGCACCACCGAAAUGGGGGCCUUUCGCGGCUUGGAUCACCGGCUGGUCCAAUUGGCUCGGGCAACUCACGGCUGCACCGUCUGUGAACUACGCCUUAGCAGCCAUGAUCCUCGCGGCCGCUUCGAUCACCAAUCCCGACUACGUCCCGGAGAAUUACCAGGUCUUCCUGCUCACCAUGCUGCUUAUGUUCGUCCAUGCGAUCAUCUCGUCUAUGCCCACCCGCUGGGUCGCCCAGUUCAACUCGGCGGGGAGCACAUUCAACAUGCUCGCGCUCUUUAUUGUCAUCAUUGUCAUUCUCGCCGCCGACAACCGAAAAGACCAGAACCCGGACCAGCCAAAGUUCAAUGACUCGGCUUCCGUGUGGGGCGAGUUCUAUGUCGGGACAGACUACCCGUCAGGCGUUGCUGUUCUGAUGUCCUUCAUCGGUGUGAUCUGGACGAUGAGCGGGUACGACUCGCCUUUCCAUCUGGCGGAGGAGUGCUCCAACGCCAAUAUUGCAUCCCCACGAGCCAUCGUCCUGACUUCAGCCGUAGGUGGCGUUGUCGGCUGGGUGCUGCAGAUGGUGGUGGCGUACACAAUCGUGGACAUCGACGCCGCCUUGGAGUCAGACCUGGGACAGCCAUGGGCAGCCUACCUCCUGCAGUGCCUCAACGAGAAGGCGGCACUGGCCUGCCUUUCCCUGACGAUCAUCGCGGGCUUCAGCAUGGGCCAGGGGUGCAUGGUCGCCGCCAGCCGCGUCACGUUCGCCUACGCCCGCGACGGCUGCUUCCCGCUGUCGCGGUACUGGUCGCGGGUCAACAAGACGACCCGCACGCCCGUCAACGCGGUGUGGUUCAACGCCGUGCUCGGCUCGCUGCUCGUGCUGCUGCUCUUCGCCGGCGACGUGGCCAUCGGCGCCAUCUUCUCGAUCGGCGCCAUCGGCGCCUUCGUGGCUUUCACCAUUCCCAUCACCAUCCGCACCUUCUUCGUAGGCAAGCGCUUCCGCCCGGGUCCUUGGCACCUAGGGCGGUGGAGCCCCGUCGUCGGUACCAUCAGCACGAUGUUCACCGUGCUGAUGAUCCCCAUCCUGUGUCUGCCCAGCGUCACGGGCAGCGACCUGGACGCGGCGGGCAUGAACUGGACGGUGCUGGUGUGGGGCGGGCCGAUGCUGUUUGCCAUCAUCUGGUUCGCGGUAGAUGCGCACAAGUGGUUCAAGGGGCCCAAGAUCAAUGUCGAGCACUUGAUGCUGGGGCGCGAGCGGCCGGGCGAUGUCAUUGAGGACUCAUUGCGAUUGACAAAUAUCGGUGCGCUUCUCGCCUACCUGCUUAGAACCUUCAGCUUCUCGGCUCCUCGGAGGAAAGACAGCGCGGAAGAGAAAGCAAAGAAGCUCAAUCAACAAGGGCUGGACGAGCAUGAGCAACAAGUCAAGGUCAGAGAGCACCAGGUCAAGAGGCCGUGGCAUCGCGAGGAUGCAGACAAGCCACCGGUGGAGGAAGAAGGCAAAAGGAAGAAGGAGCCUUUGACCAGGGGGAAGCUCUUGACCACGCCGACGCGACUUCUCAAGCUCAUACUUCCCCUGCCGAUUGCCGUCGAGAAAGAUCGCGAGAACAAUAGCAAGGGAGAAUAUGGCAGGGCAAUUUCCAACAAUGACGACAUCCAGCCCCUUGCGCUCCUCAUCCACCCGCAACAGCCCCUGUCGUACGUCGAACGUCUCAUACAAGCUGAACUACCUCCGGUGAUCGAAGAUGGGAAAGAGAAGAUCCCCAACGUCUACUUCCGCGCCGAAGACUCCGAGACGUCAGACAACAAACCCCGGAAGAAGGGCGAGGAGCCCUCGCCGAGCAGCAACCCGCACGUGGCGUCAUACUCGGGCCUGGGCCACGAGGCCGAGGAGGACAGCGACAAGACCAAGAACUGGGUGCGGUGGAGCAGCAGCACGGAAAUGGGCGACUUCAUCCGGGACGCGGCGCGGGGUCGGGAGUUUGCGAUCGAGGUGGAGGGAUACAACAUCGAGAUGCGGGUCGGCGUGCCGUCGUUCAACGACCGCACGUACUACAUGCGCCUGCGGCUGCGGCGCAUGUCGCGCGAGAUCGAGGACCUCGCGCGCAUCAAGCAAGAGUGCGAUGAGCUGGCGCACCGAGCGGCGCACCGCAUUGCCAAGGGCGGGUUUGGGCUGCUGGCCGGCUGGUGGGGCAUCGUGUACUAUGUUACUUUCCACACGGAGUUCGGAUGGGACUUAGUUGAGCCGGUGACGUAUCUCGUUGGGCUGACGACUAUCAUGGGCGGUUAUCUGUGGUUCCUAUACAUCAGCCGCGAUCUGAGCUACAAGGCGGCCAUGAACGUCACGGUCAGCCGGCGGCAAAACGCGUUGUACGAAGCCAAGGGGCUCAACCUGCACAAGUGGGAGCAGCUGUUGCAGGAGGCCAACGCGCUGCGUCGAGAGAUUAAGACGGUGGCGGGCGAGUAUGAUGUCGACUGGGACGAGAUGAAGGAUCUCGGUGGAGAGGAUGUCAAGAAGGUCUUGGAGAAGGAGAAGGCUAAGGGCAGGAAGGGCAAGACGACUGAGGAAGCAGAUGAAGAAGCUGAAGAGGAGGAAGAAAAGGCUGAGCAAGAGGCGGAGGAAAAUGAGAAGGAAGACAAGAAAGAAAAGGAUUGA